Messenger RNA from Lingula anatina, 1438 nucleotides. RefSeq lists its product as uncharacterized. The record is from RefSeq and is a predicted model, not a curated record. NCBI's taxonomy places the organism in Eukaryota, Metazoa, Brachiopoda, Lingulata, Lingulida, Lingulidae.
GGUCAUGUGACAGAAGCACCUUACGAAAGCAUAGCCUCAUCAUGUGACAUGAUACGAAAUAAAAGGACCGAGGGCUCAUAUUAUCAGUGUAUUCGUCAUUGUAGCAUAGGCUGUUGUGUCACCAUGAUGUCCUACGUGUUCUUGAUUGUGUCAGUCAUCGUCCUACUGAUCGCCAGUUCAAUCAGUGGACCUCUUCACGCUUCUUGUAAAGCGACAUGGACAUUUGGUGAAGGCUGUGCAGAUGUCAAUAAAGCUCUUGUGGAUCAGAUCAACAAAUGGAAAGGGCCUGAUGGUUGUAAGAAUGGAGGAGAGAAAUGUUUGUAUGCACUCAAGAGCAGCUCAGCCACAGAAAUCAAAGCCACCCAUGAAACCCCAAAGAAGCACUAUGUAGAUGACGUCUCCUUUGAAUUUUCUGGCAGUGGAAGCUCUUGCACAGUGAAGGGUUAUUCAACCUCAGAGACCUGGUACGCAGUGCUGGACUAUGGAACCAACUACUGUAAUAUGUUUAACCUGAUCCAGGGCGCGGGACUGGACAAAGUGUCCGGAUACAAGGAAGAAACCAGUGACAGCAUCUGCACUCAGAGGUCCUCAGCUAAUUGUGAAAUAUAUUAGUCCCGUUGUUGAAUAUGAUCUUGUUGAUAUCAGUUCCUAGUGAUUUGGAAAUAUUGAAAUGGGACGUAGCCAAUGGAUCCACUUAGUGUUUGGUUGUGGGCAGAUAAAUGCAUUCUAGCAGACAUUUUUUACGAUUGAUUGUAAAAUCAUCAUUCAUGGUCUAUGCUUUAUCACAGCUGAAAUAAUUAUAUAUACAUGUAAAAUUUUCUCUGUUUUGUUGGGUCAGUAGUCCUUUACAGUUUAGUAUUUGGGAGAGUUCAGGGCCAGAAGGGAGGGUAAAUCUUUGGAUUUGAAAUGAGUCCAACAUUUGGCUGCUUAAUAUUCUUAGAAGCUCUGGCUUUGUAAUUUUAGAAAAAAAAUACAUUAGUGUAAUUGUGAAAAUCAUUCCUUGGUGAGUUGUCAUUCUUUGCAGAAAUGUUUAGUAUGGUCAUUUUGAGAUACUGUGCUACCUUUUUUGAAAGAAAUUUAAUGUAAAAUUUGCAACAUAUUUAAGGGAGUUCUGUACAACACCAAGUAUUAACUUGUUUCUACAAAGGCUCUGUGAUACAAGAUAUUAACUUGAAAGUUAAGUCAUUGUAGUGAACCAAAAAGUUAUCAUAAUUUUGUUGAAUAUGAUAAUUUUUCACAUCUUAAAUAAAUCAUGCCAAAUUUAUUUGAUAUUUAAUUGCAAUAAUUGGAAUGCAAAAGAUUUGCAUGCACUGUUCAUGGCAUAUGUACAUCUUUAUUUGCCAGCUGAUAGGAAAGUUGGGAGAUUUGUGCUCACCGAGUAUCAUCAUGUAAAUUGAUGCUUCAUAUGUGCAAAUAAAAUAUCCAGGAUUUUAAAAUA